Molecule: messenger RNA, 5345 nt
Organism: Chrysemys picta bellii (western painted turtle)
Lineage: Eukaryota; Metazoa; Chordata; Testudines; Emydidae
Gene: VPS26B
Product: VPS26 retromer complex component B
Biological process (GO): intracellular protein transport; retrograde transport, endosome to Golgi
Cellular component (GO): endosome; retromer complex
Source: RefSeq, a predicted model, not a curated record
GCGGCGCCUGCGCAGUGCGAGGCCCGGCCCUGGAAGACAGCUCGAGCGCAGCUAGUGCCAGCCAGCCGGGGCAGAGCGCGAGCUGCUGCGUCCCUCCCACCCAUCCAGCCCGGAGCGGGGUCCGCAUCGUGCGCGCUCCGAGCCCGGCUCCUGCGCCGCGGGGUGACCGCUGCGCGUCAUUAGCCCUGCAGAGACCACGGUCGGGGGGCUUGGCGCUCGCCAGCAGGGCCUCCCCGUUUGCACCCCCUCGCCCCACAGCCGGGGCCCCUCCCCGUUUGCGCCCCCUCGCCCCACUGCUGGGGUACUCUCUAUACCUUCCCACUGGGGGGACCCUCCCAGUUGCACCUCCUUCCCCCAGCACUGGUGCCCCUGCUGCAUUGCAGCCCCCACCCCAAGCGGUAAGUGCUCCCGUUUUGUUACCCAGCACCCCCACCCCUUCCUGAGUAGUGAAGGUAAGAGGCAGCAGAGCCCCCCGGGGUGCAUUGAACCCCUCGGUCUCCAGCUGCCGCGGCCCUCCCUUGUAAUUCAUCUCCUAGCAGCGGCUGCAGACUCCGUAGGCGACCUUUGUGCUGCAUCCCUUUCCUAAACGGCAGCAGCUCCUUAGGCUGUUACAUCGCCCUUCUAAGCAGCUUUCUAGGCCCUCUCUUGGUUGCAUUGGACCACCCUUCCCUAAGCUGCAACCUUCUGGGUUGCAACAUACUCCCCUACCUAAGCAACAGGAGCCCUCUAGCGCUCUGAGGUUACUUUUAUCCCUUUCCCCCAGAAAUAUAUAUCCCUCUAGUGCCUUUGAGCUGUAUUGAACCCUCUUCCAGCCUGAAGUCCCCCAGCUUGCUAGGAUUGAACCUCCCCAGGAUCCUUUAGCAUUCCAGUCUUCAUCCCCAAAAUUGGAUUACAUCCCCUCUCCUUAUCUGGGUUUCUGUACUGCAUCCGUCGCCAUAGUAUUUGAGCCCCUUGAAGAAAACAAAAUCCUCAGACGCUGCCACUCCUCCAGUGUUCCCUGGAGUAGUACACCCCAUUCCCCACAGCAACCCCGCUAGCCCUCUGGGAUUGUCCUCCCCUCCUCCCCAGCAGUGAGAUGAGCUUCUUUGGGUUUGGGCAGAGUGCGGAGUUGGAGCUGGUGCUGAGCGAUGCAGAGAGCAGGCGCAGGGCUGAGCACAAGACUGAAGAGGGCAAGAAGGAGAAAUAUUUCCUCUUCUAUGAUGGAGAGACAGUAUCAGGUCGGGUCACCCUCACCCUCAAGCACCCAAACAAGCGGCUGGAGCACCAAGGCAUCAAGGUGGAGUUCAUUGGACAAAUUGAGCUCUACUAUGACCGGGGCAACCACCAUGAAUUUGUCUCUCUGGUGAAGGAUCUGGCCCGUCCUGGUGAGUUCACCCAGUCACAGACAUUCGACUUCGAAUUCACACAUGUGGAAAAACCAUACGAGUCCUACACGGGGCAGAACGUGAAGUUACGGUACUUCCUCCGAGCGACCGUCAGCCGCAGAUUAAAUGAUGUGGUGAAGGAGAUGGACAUCGUCGUGCACACACUCAGCACCUACCCGGAGCUCAAUUCCUCUAUCAAGAUGGAGGUGGGAAUCGAGGAUUGCCUGCACAUCGAGUUUGAGUAUAACAAAUCCAAGUACCACUUAAAAGAUGUGAUUGUUGGAAAAAUCUACUUCCUGUUGGUGCGGAUCAAGAUCAAACACAUGGAGAUAGAUAUCAUCAAGAGAGAGACAACAGGGACCGGCCCCAAUGUUUACCACGAGAAUGAUACAAUAGCUAAAUAUGAGAUCAUGGACGGGGCACCUGUGAGAGGGGAGUCCAUUCCAAUCAGACUCUUCCUGGCAGGCUAUGAGCUGACACCCACUAUGAGGGACAUCAAUAAGAAGUUCUCGGUGCGUUAUUACCUCAACCUGGUACUGAUAGAUGAAGAAGAAAGGCGCUACUUCAAACAGCAGGAGGUGGUGCUAUGGCGGAAAGGAGACAUUGUGAGGAAGAGCAUGUCCCACCAGGCAGCCAUUGCCUCUCAGCGGUUUGAGGGGACGUCCUCCCAUGCUGAGGCCAGGACCCCCAGCCAGCCUGCAGAAAACAACAGCCGGCAGUGAAAGACCCUGUGGAGCGAGGCUGCUGCAGAACCCAAGUGUCCGGGGCCGGCAGCAGCAACGAGGGGAAAAGAAAAUAUUUCACCAGAGACUUAUGAAAAUCAAUAUCAGUUUUUUGACUUAAUUCUGAUCUUCGAAGGACCAGUAGGGUUGGGAAGGGGCAAUGGAAGCUACAGCAACCACGGCACAAAGUUGAACGUACCUCGGUGCUCCCCAACCUCCUACAUUUCUCUGGGGCAGGCUGCUUUUACACAUGCAGGGGCCAUUGGGCUGCCUGACUUUCCCGUUGCCAUGAGACCCCUUCAGCAUGGCAGUGGGGAGGCGGGAGGGGAAAUUUGUUGUGCCUCCUCUGCGGUAGGGGUGUCACUUUGGGCAUGUAGGAAGGCAUUUUGGCUGCCAUCGAGAAGCCCUCAUGAGGUGAGUGGGAGGAGGGAGCCUGAUGAAGCAUUUUAGCUGGAAGGCGGGAGUGUGUGUGAGUGGAGUUUAAGCUUGAGGUGUAGCCUGCCUGACUCGUCCCCCCCCCCCCCAACCCCCACCCCCCGUGCUGUUCCUGGAGUCUCUGCUGCAAACGGUUAUAUAAUUAGUUGAAUCAGCCCUGUGAAUAACAGAGCCAGGUUGUGCAGCGUAGCAGAUGAUGCUGCCUUUGUGUCCCUGCCUUGGGAGCUCAUGGAUGCAGCAUCUCGGGGGGGAGCAGGGGGGAUAGUUAACAUUUAAAAACGCAGAUAGUAGCUGAGAGUGGAAUUGACAGGCGUAUGGAUACUGGAAAGGGCAGACGAGGUAUGGGAGAGCUAGCAGAGCUGCUAGGCAGUGUGAGUCUGGGAGGAAACUGGCCAAUGAAAGAGAGCGCACAGAGCCUUGAUAGUCUCGCCUCCGGGAGGUCAGGCUGUAGUUUGUAAUCCAUGCUGUCUGAUAGAGCCACGCUGGUGCAGCUGAGCCCUGGGAAGCUUGUGUAUGUUGGAGAUAGAAGAGUGUGUAAUAGAGUGGUGGUACAGAUUCCACAUGCUGUUGUGGGAAGCAGUUGCAGUCAGGUCUCCUUAGGAGUUGUACAGGGAAAAGCGUUGUGGGGUGUGAGAGAGCAGCAUCAGUGCAGUGGCCUGUGCAGCCUCUGAAGUGCUGCAGUAAAUGAUGGACUGUUUCCCUUCUGGCUUUCUCCUUGUUUCCAAUUUAUCUGGAUGAAACUCUGCUUCAUCUGUCUCUAGGAUUCACCCCAGUGGUGCUGUGGUUAAACCUCAUGGGGACUUCCCUGAUUGGCUGAAAAUUAUCUGAAAGAGUAGUAGGGUGGGACAGAAGAGGACACGGGGGUGUUCUUUAAAUGCACCUGUAUGCAAAAGGCUUGAAGGAUACCCCCAUAGCACCUGGGAUGGGCUAUUACUAUUCCUAGCAAAUGGGACUCCUUUGUUUAAGGAGUUACUGGUCUGUAGGUGCUGCUAAGUGAAGUGAAGCAAGAUGGCAGGCAACACUUUUUGCUUCCAUAGACAGCUCUUGAUCAGUUGGGCCUGAUGAGAACAGUAGUGGUAGUGGCUUUGGGCAUGAAGCUAUCUGAGGACCUGAGUAUGGGAUGUCUUUCACUCUUAAAAUAAACGCCAUUUAAUCUUUUGAGUUAAGUGGGAUCAGCCCUCCUUUAAAGUUCAGAGAUGGUCUUUUAGACUUAACUGAUGGACUGGAUUUAGAUGUUCUCCAUCCUUUUUAGAUCCCUUUCUAGGAAGCAGGUAAUAAAACCUCCAACCAGCAUAUGGCGACAGAAACCUGAACUAAACCGGGACAUCAACUCCCUCUAUAAUGGGAGCUGUACUGAUGAUUUUCCUGACGUUCUGCCAGGCUUGCUUCUGAAUCUGAAAUUUCCUCUGGUUGGAUGUAGAGCUGUUCUCUUGCUGCUGGGAAGUUAAAGCAUCUUCUGCAACGUGCUGUGUAUGAGACAGUGCCCUGGUGCCUGUAGUGGUGGUGGGAUCUGGGUGGGAGGGGGGUGAUGUUUGCGUAGUAAGAAAGCUGCUGUAGUUCAGUGAUAAAUGUGUUUUCUGCUUGCCAAACUAAGUUUUAUUUUCACUCAGUCACACGUAGGGCUAUGGUUCUUAUCCUAGAUGGAGAGUCCUGCUCCGUCCCAGGGGACGUUAAUUGCCUCUUCUCUGCUGUGAACACUAGUGUCACACCAUGUUCUGCACUGUAGUAGUGAGGAUGUGCGGCUUACUCUGCCUCUGUACAUGAGAGGUCCCUGCUGUGGACUGGAAUGACAGUCUCCUCCCUCAGACUGAAGCCAAGUCCUAUUAAAGGCAGCUGCUUUGUUACAUCACGCGUAGGGAUAGCGGUGUGCUUUGGGCCUCGUGUAGCAAACGAACAUGGACGCUACUUCGGUGGCUAGCCUGCUCUGCUUCUACCCCAUUGAGAGGGAUCCAGGUGUGCCGUGGCAAUGCACAAUCAUUUGAAAACAGGUGAGGCUCCCUUUGGAAGACAGUCCGGGUAACAGAUGGUAUCUGUGUGGCUGAGCCUAACCCAGCUGCAUCCUGACCCACUCUCCCCUUUGCCUCAUCUCAAAACAGCCAUCCUGAAAUCCCUUUGUGCUUGAAUACUUCUCUUGGUUGUAGUAUGUGUUGGUGUUAAGAAGCCCAGUGGGUGAACACAUCUCUGCAUUAGGUGAGUGGUGAAACAGGAUCAGUGAAGGACCUGAGGAGAUUGCCUAAAGAUGGAAAUCCCCCUCUCCCCUCCCCGGAAUAUUUUCAGACAGCAUCUGCUUGUCACUGUGAGAGGGAUUAGUCAGAAAAGGUGCAUGAGCCAAAAUGUUUCCUUUUGCUAACUUUUCCUCACCUGCGUGUCCCCCAUCAUAGGACUAGGCUUGAGAGUCACCCCUCCCCACAUUUUUACCUUCUCUGAUUAGAUCAUUCAACCUGCUUUCUAUUAUGUCCUGUGUUUGGGGUGAUGAUACCUGCCCCAUCUGUAAUGAUUGGCUCUUGAGAGGACAGACAUGAAAUUCAGACUACAGAAAAGAAAAAGACAACUGUUUAAUAAGAGGAGCGGGGAACUAUUGUGGCUUUCGCAGCCCAGCCCAUGCUGAGUUGUUUUAUCCUGUGCUUUGGGUGUCCCCCGCUCUUCCAAGCAGAUUCUCACUGUGGGGAGUGGUGCAUAGGUACUGAACCAAGCAGUGCAACUUGUAAUUUAGCCUCUGCAGUGUUUACAUGUUUCUUAAUUCAUCAUCUUUUCAAUGGCUGUAUUUUAAAAUUUGUUUUUUGUCUCUUGGAUUAAAAGGGCCAUUCUAGGCUUUUAAAUGCUG